Messenger RNA from Sipha flava (yellow sugarcane aphid), 4411 nucleotides. Its product is annotated as probable ATP-dependent DNA helicase HFM1. The transcript is spliced from 28 exons. Gene Ontology annotation, molecular function: ATP binding; nucleic acid binding. Lineage: Eukaryota; Metazoa; Arthropoda; Insecta; Hemiptera; Aphididae. The coding region runs from base 201 to 4238 and encodes 1345 amino acids. The record is from RefSeq and is a predicted model, not a curated record.
AUAUAAUAGACUAACCUCACUUUUAUAUUUUGCGCCAAAAAUAAUUUUGAGUUUUCCCCUGUCAUAGUAGUCUUUUGUUACAUGAAAUGUAUUUUAUUAAACGUCGAACAUUUUUUUCGAAUUUUGUUAAUUGAAUUACAAUUGUUAUUUAAAGUAAUUAUUUAUAGCAGCAAGACCGAGUUUGAGCAAUUUUAUUCGACAUGAACAAUAAUAAAAAUAAUAUAGAUGAUAUUAGAUUUUUUACAUUUAAUGGUACACUCAGAAAUCAUUCAGAACUUGGUGACCGAAACGAAAAUACAAAUUCAUCAAGCUGUCAUAAGUUAUUAUAUCCAGUAAAUAAAUUGCCUGAAAAUUAUAGACAUAUUUUUUCAAAUUUUGAGUAUUUCAAUAAAAUACAGACAAAAGCAAUCAGUACUAUUUUGCAUACAGACAAAUCGAUUGUAGUAUCAUCACCAACCGGAACUGGAAAAACAGUAAUUCUUGAAUUAGCUAUUGUUCGCUUUUUAGAAACACUCAGAAAGUCUUGUACCAAUUUGGAAAAUUCAAAAAUUAUAUACGUGGCUCCGAUAAAAUCAUUAUGUUCUGAACGUUAUGAAGAUUGGAAAAAUAAAUUUUCAACUUAUGGACUUAAAAGUGUGGAAUUAACUGGUGAUACAGAACAUACUUAUGAUUUGGAUAUAAUCGAUAAUUACCAAUUAAUAAUAACUACUCCUGAAAAAUGGGAUUCAUUUACGAGAAAAUGCAAAAAGUUGAAAUGUCUAUUAAAUAAUAUCAAAAUAUUUUUAAUUGAUGAAGUAAAUUUAGUAGACGAAGGUGAUCGCGGAGCUACCUUAGAAACUAUUAUUAGUCGUAUGAAAAUUAUCCCAAAAUUCACAAAAUUAAUCAAUUUUACUUUACGUUUUGUGGCUGUAUCUGCUACAGUAUCAAAUAUUGAAGAUAUUGCAAAAUGGCUAAGAAGUAAUCAAAAUGAUCCAACUCAUUACUUCAAAAGUAAUGAAGACGAAAGACCAGUGAAAUUACAAAAAAUUGUAUUAGGUUAUAACUAUAAUCCCUGCAGUAAUUAUAAAUUUGACAUUGACCUUACAUAUAAACUAAAAAUGUUGAUAUUGCAGUAUUCAAAAGGGCGGCCUACCUUAAUAUUUUGUACUACAAGAAAAAGCGUAGAAUUUACUUGUAGUAUUUUAUUAAAUGAUAUUACAAUUCCGUUAUGUGAUGAUAAACAAAACAGAAUAAAUGAAUGGUUAACACAAAUAAAUAAUAAUAAAAUUAAAGAAUUAGUCAAACAUGGCAUUGGUUGUCACCACGUUGGAAUGUCUUUUCAAGAAAGAAAUACUGUAGAAAAUUUAUUUCGGAUUGGUUGUUUAAACAUUCUUGUAGCUACUAGUACUUUAGCCAUAGGAGUAAAUUUACCAGUUCAUUUGGUUAUAAUAAAAUCAACUGAAUAUUAUUAUUUUAACGGCUAUAAAGAGUACAGUAAAUGUCAAAUAUUACAAAUGGUCGGAAGAGCCGGAAGACCUCAAUAUGAUACAACUGCUACUGCUAUUAUUAUGACCAAGAAAUCUAUGAAGUGCCGGUACGAAGAAAUAUUUAUGGGAAACCAACUUGUGGAAAGCCAUCUGCAUAAGAACUUAAUUGAACACUUAAAUGCAGAAAUAUUUUUAGGUAUGAUCUAUGACAUAAGUGAUGCAAUGAACUGGAUACGAUCUACAUUUUUGUAUGUUCGAGCUUGUAAAAAACCUCAAAGUUAUGGCUUAUCGAGAAAUUAUAAUCUAAAUGAAAUAGAAAAUGGGCUUCAAAAUUUAUGUUUAACAGAGAUAAAAAAAUUAGCAUGCACUGGGUUGAUUCACUUUUCAGAUGAAAAUAAUAAAAUAACUUCAAGACCAGAAAGUGAAAUAAUGGCUAAGUAUUCAUUAAGCUUUGAAACAAUGAAAUCAUUCAUGCAUUUAAAAGGAACUGAAAAUUUAAAUGAUAUGAUACGAUUGUUAACUUACUCUAAAGAAUUCGAAAAUAUCAAAUUGAGAAGAACUGAAAAAGGAAAGUUGAAUAUUUUAAAUAAAAAUAAAUUAUCAGAAGCAAAUAGUAUACGAUUUCCAAUCGAAGAAGGAAUUAACACUCGGGAAUCUAAAAUUAAUUGUCUAUUACAAGCGACUUUUGGAGUAUUAAAAAUUACAGACAGUUCAUUAUCACAAGAUGCGAAUAUAAUAAUUUUGAUUUCAAUACGACUGACUAAAGCUUUGAGGGAAAUCACUUUCAGAGGAACGAAAUUUGAAAUUUCACGAGUAGCAUGUAUUUUAGCAAAAUGUGUGUCAGCAAAACUGUGGGAGAAAUCAAAAUUUGUUUCAAAGCUUAUCCCUAAAAUAGGACCUGUACUAUCAGGAGAUUUUGUUUUAAAUGGAAAAACAACUUGGCAAUUAAUUAAAAAUACCGACCCUAGAGAUAUAGAACGGUUCCUUAAUCGAAAACCACCGUUUGGAAACUAUAUCCACGAUUUUAUUCGACAAAUUCCAAAAUACAAAGUUCUGGUAUUCUUUGAUGCAAACUUGGAAUUAAUUGUUUUGAAAAUCUUUUUAAUAGAUCACAAAAACAUUUCAAAAAAUGUACAAUUUCACACAGUAUCAGUAUUAGUGGGCGAUACUGAAAAUCAUCUUUUAAAUGCUCUACAAAUACGCAAUGAAACAUUUUUAAAACAAGGAGGGGUCAUAGAUAUGAAUAUACCAUUGCAAAAUUAUAUUUUUUCAAAUAAACCCGACUACAUGGUUAUUGUUUCAUUAAUUAGUGAUCAAUGGGUUGGGGUUGAUAUUGAAAUUAAAUUUAAACCAAACGAUCACGAAGAACACAUUAAAGAAUCAAUGAGUGAAGAUAGCAGUGUUGAAGAAUCACUACCAACAAUUUUAUCUCCACGGCCGUCAAUAGAGCAGAUUUCAAAAAUAACCAAACAAAUUGAAAAAGAAAAAACGCAGGUAAAUAUUAAGAAAUAUUUACAUAACGUUCCUUCAAAAGAACAAGACCUUAAAGCCACGAAUAAACUUUGCGGGGAAGAAAAAAAAGACGUGUGUAUCACCAAAGAAAAUACUGAUUCAAGACAUUCAACUAUAGGUCAAAUGCUUGAAACUAGUCGAAGCAAAGGAUGGGUAAAUGAAUAUAAUAAAUUCGAUAAAGACGAUUUCAAAAAAUAUUAUCGUUACCAUGAGUUAAUAAAUGAAGAUGUAUUCAGUAAUUUAUUCGUGCCCGAUGAUAAUUGUCAAAUCAUCUCUAAAGCAUUUGAUUCGGCGAUAGAGAAGUUUUGUUUGAAAAAAAGUUCACAUCAAAAAGAAUAUUUGAAAAAUAAAAUUCGCCUUGAAGUUGUCGACCCCAUGCAAUCGCAAUGUUUAAGAGACAGUUUUUCGAUUGGGAAAUUGGAAAACAGUAAAUUGUUAAUGAACAACGUACACGAUAGAGCGGCUAUUGGUAAUACAGGUAUCUUCAGCUCUUAUCAAAUUGCUCAUGGAAAUCGAUACGGCAACGAUCAAUCUGACGACAGUAAAGAAAAUGACGUUCUCUAUAAAUCACUUCAAACAAAAAAACGUGUUCCAUUGGGUGUUCUACGAGAUGAAAACAUGCGUAAGCAACUUGGGAACCAGCCAGUAAUACCGUCAAUAAAGGAGUUAGGAGUGAAAAAUAAUUGUUUCGUAGACAUUAAAACGAAUCAUAACGUGGUCCCGUCUAGAAAACGAGUGUGGAAUCUGACAGACAGCGCCAUCGCCGACUUGGAACCCACUACUCCGACCGCAUCAGGUCGAUUGUCCCGCCAAAUAGAAACCAACUUGAAGGCCUCGGCCGAUUUUUACGUAAAAUCGAAAGGGGAAAUCAUCUCGGACAUCUGUCGCAAGGAAAACGUAGUCCCGACCAGUAGUGAAUCGAGUGACAUUACCGCCACGACUGCGUCCAAACUUCGUAGCCGUAAAACUUCACUAGACAAGUAUUUCAGAGCGGUGAAAACUUUGCGUCGGCCUAAAACUCUGAGCUCCAUUGGAUUUAUUGUAGCAAACGAAAAUUAUUCGGCAGAAAGUUCGGAUGACGUGGGCAAACGACGUUCCGGCGGGAUACAUAUCGAAGACAAAUACGCGAUCGAAUCGUCUCCGGAAGCGCAGCUAGGGACGAAUGUUAUCCAGGACAAUAAAUUAUUAUUCACUAGAAGUGUUUCCGACCAUACGAUGAAAUCAACUCGGAAGAAGCACAUGUUCCUGGGCAGUGUUUAAAUUUUUUCCCAACGAAGACUACAACAACGAAUAAUCGCCUUACCGAAUUUGAUUUUAUGUUUACUCCAGCGAAUACGAACACAUCUAAAACAAAGUAUUAAUAACAACAGAAUUGGUUUUUAGGAAUAUAGGAUGAUAAGUUAACAUACUACUCGUAUUUCAAACAGGUUAUA